AAAAUCUUUAUUAAGCAAGCAUUGAAAUACAAGCCAAUACACCGAUUUAAGACUCGGAAAUGUAUAAAAAUAUUUGUAUUGCAUUAUUUAAAAAGGAUUAGCAAUGGCCGAUGGAGAUAAUUUUACCAUAGGAUCAUUUCCAGAAGAUGCUAUAGAAUAUUCAAGUACUCUUGCAGAUAGCUCAUCGGAAAUCACGAUACCAAGUGUCUUGAUAUCGAGUAUUAUGCUCCUGGGUCAAAUAUUGUGGCUUAGAAUGAGCUCUAGGCAAGCAACUGUGGAAAAAUGCGACUUAGAACCAAACAAUGCGAAUUCUGUCGUAAAAAUGAUAUGAAAGACAACAAAAACAGAAUAUAUAACUAUUGAUUGGUGCAUUUGAAGUUCAUUUUAGAUCCAAGUCUUGGGUCUAUUAAUAAAUAAGUACUGUGAUGUGA
This is a messenger RNA of Drosophila gunungcola (fruit fly), 431 nucleotides long. RefSeq lists its product as uncharacterized. The record is from RefSeq and is a predicted model, not a curated record. NCBI's taxonomy places the organism in Eukaryota, Metazoa, Arthropoda, Insecta, Diptera, Drosophilidae. The transcript has 2 exons. The coding region runs from base 104 to 331 and encodes 75 amino acids.